Ilyonectria robusta is the source of this 1842-nucleotide messenger RNA. RefSeq names its product endopolygalacturonase D. The record is from RefSeq and is a predicted model, not a curated record. Gene Ontology annotation, molecular function: polygalacturonase activity. Bases 102 to 1658 code for a protein of 518 amino acids. Gene Ontology annotation, biological process: pectin catabolic process. The transcript has a single exon. Lineage: Eukaryota; Fungi; Ascomycota; Sordariomycetes; Hypocreales; Nectriaceae. Gene Ontology annotation, cellular component: extracellular region.
UCUUCAGUAUUGUCGUUUCUGGUUCUUUCGUUUGCCAUUCAUUCGUUCAUUCACAUUCUUUCGCCUUACCGCAUUCCUUCUUUUUACCUCUCUUUUUCACCAUGAAGGCUUGCUACCUCGUCUCAGCGGCUGUGCCGUCUGUUCUGGGCUGCUCUAACUGGCGCACCCAUGCCUGUGCUGGAUCAUUUGUUUCCUCUUCGGCCGAUGCCGCAAGCUUUUGUGCUACUUUCACCGCUGCCGUAGUCACCGCCACCGACGCUGUCCCGACUGGCUUCCUGUCUGCCUGUGAUGGUAGCAUCGGCCACCUGUCGAGCGCCUGCUCUUGCUAUGUUGGAGCUGCCGUCGAGGCUCCUACUGCUGCUGUUUCGACUCCUGUUGCCGUUGCCACCUCAGUUGUCACCCCCGUGAACGAGCCUGCUUCCAUCUCGACUCCGGUUUCUUUGCCAGCCGUGCCUUCGACGCUCGUUACUUUUGUCACUUCAACCACCCCAGCUGCUGUUGUUGAAACCUCCGUCGCUGCUGUUGAGACUUCUAUCGCUGCCGUCGAGACUUCUGCCGCCGCCGUUGAAACUUCGGCCGCUGCUGUUGCCGACACCACCGCCGUCGUAGAUGCCACUGCCUGCACCGUCACCGAGUACGCGCAGCUUUCCUCGGCCGUCGCCAGCUGCACCAACAUUGUCCUCGACAACCUCUCCAUGCCCGCUUCUUCGACCCUAGAUCUCGAGAGCCUCCAGACCGGCGCUGUUGUCACCUUCUCGGGAACCACCACCUUCGGAACCACCGUCGACUCCGACUUUGACCCCAUCGUCAUCUCUGGUGAUGACAUCACCAUCACUGGAACCUCCGAUCACGUCAUUGAGGGCAACGGCGCUGCCUACUGGGAUGGCCAGGGCUCCAACGGCGGAGGCGAUAAGCCCAACCACUUCAUCGUCGUCAAGCACACCAACAACGCCAAGGUCACCGGCCUGAACAUCAAGAACUGGCCUGUCCACUGCUUCUACAUGCAGUACAACUACGACAUGGAGGUUAGCGACAUCACUCUGGAUAACUCCGCUGGUGACGAGGCGAACGACAGCAGUGAUGGAGAGGCCGCUGCCCACAACUCCGAUGGUUUCGACAUCUCCGCUUCUGACACCGUCACCAUGUCCAACAUCUGGGUGCACAACCAGGACGACUGUGUCGCCGUGACUUCCGGUUCCAACAUUGUCAUCGAUGGCAUCUACUGCUAUGGUGGACACGGCCUGAGCAUUGGCUCCAUUGGCGGAAAGAGCAACAACACCGUCGACACUGUGACCUUUGCCAAUGCCCAGAUCGUUGACAGCCAGAACGGCGCCCGCAUCAAGAGCAACAGUGGCGAGACUGGCUCCGUCACAAACAUCACCUACCGCAACGUCACCAUGUCCGGAAUCACCAAGUACGGCAUUGACGUGCAGCAGGACUACCUCAACGGCGGUCCCACUGGCGAGCCUACCAACGGCGUCACCAUCUCUGACAUUACUUUUGAGGAUGUCACCGGUACUACCACCGGAAGCGCGUACAACUACUACGUCCUUUGCGGCUCUGACUCGUGCUCUGACUUCACUUACACUGGUGUCAGCAUUACCGGAGGAAGCUCUGGCGGCAGCUGCAACUACCCUUCUUCGGGUUGCCCUUCUUAGGGAGUUGAUGGACGUUCAACGAAGAGAUGGAUUUGCGGUAAUAGGCUUUAAACUUUCUUGUAUCAUAGAUUUUGUAGCAAGGCUUGCAGUGCGGCCUUGAGCAAAUGACUUUUACGGCAUAGAUUGCCAAACACUGUACUCUAAAAAAAGCACAUACGAAUUGAAUUGAUUGGUGAAAAAUAAA